CCACUUCUUGUUUUUAGAUUUCCCAGAUGGGUUCUUCGUUAUUUCGUGUUUUGUGGCUUGUUUUUGGUGCUCAAGGCUUCUCAAGUUGAUUUUCCAGUAGUUCAUAGUCUGCAGAAUAGAAAGAGAAAAAGGGGUUUCUCUUUUUGAUGAUAUGUAUUGUACAUGCUAGCUUGUUUGAGUUUCGGGAGUUCGAUUUUCGAGACAAAUAGCGGGAAGCUAUAAUCCUACCUAGCUGAAACGUUGAAGUUUCGUUUGAUUCGAAAAUGCGUGAAGGGUGUCAUGGAAUUGUGAUCUUGCUUCUAUUUGGCAUGUGUGUCAAUUCAUUAGGUGCGUUUGUGGGGGUCAACCUCGGGACCGACGUCUCCAAUCUUCCAUCAGCUUCAGAUAUAGUUGCAAUUCUUAAAUCCCAUCAAAUUACUCAUCUUCGCCUUUAUAAUGCUGAUGCUCAGCUGCUAAAGGCCUUAGCAAACAGUAGCAUCGAGGUAAUUGUUGGUGUCACGAACGAGGAAGUUCUCAGGAUCGGUGAAUCGCCUGCAGCCGCUGCAGCCUGGGUUAAUAAAAACGUUGCAGCUUACUUGCCAGGAACAAAUAUUACGGCCAUUGCUGUUGGCAGUGAGGUCCUUUCUACAAUUCCUCAAGCUGGUCCAGUCUUAGUUCCAGCCUUGUAUUCCCUACAUAAGGCUUUGGUUGCUGCCAAUCUAAACUAUCUGGUCAAGGUUUCCACUCCCCAAUCAAUGGACAUGAUACCCCGACCCUUCCCCCCGUCCACCGCCACCUUUAACGCUUCAUGGAAUGCUACUAUGUAUCAGCUUCUCCAGUUCUUGAAGAACACGAAGUCCUACUACAUGUUGAAUGCCUAUCCUUAUUUGGGAUACACGAGCGGGAAUGGAAUUUUUCCGCUUGAUUAUGCACUUUUUCGAUCACUUCCUGCAAUUAAGCAGAUUGUUGACCCGAACACUCUUUUCCACUAUAAUAGUAUGUUUGAUGCCAUGGUUGAUGCAACUUACUACUCGAUCGAUGCUUUCAAUUUUUCUGGGAUUCCCGUCGUGGUUACCGAGACUGGCUGGCCAUGGUCUGGUGGAGCAAAUGAACCUGAUGCUACGAUUCAAAAUGCUGGCACCUAUGUUAACAAUCUGAUCAGGAGAGUGUCUAAUGAUUCUGGUCCACCAAGUCAGCCAACCAUACCUAUCAACACGUACAUUUACGAGUUGUUUAAUGAAGACAAGCGGCCUGGCCCGGUCUCGGAGAAAAACUGGGGUAUACUUUUCUCCAAUGGCUCUACUGUUUAUCCUUUGGGUUUGGCUUCUGGCCGUGCAACCGCGAAUUCUUCUACGGUUUAUUGUGUGGCUAAAGAUGGAGCUGAUGAAGAUAAGUUGCAGGACGGUCUGAAUUGGGCUUGUGGACAAGGAGGGGCAAACUGUGCUGCCAUUCAGCAAGGCAGGCCAUGCUUUCUCCCUAAUAACAUUACUGACCAUGCUUCUUAUGCUUAUAAUGAUUACUACCAGAAAAUGCAUACUGCUGGUGGUACGUGCGACUUUGACGGUACUGCUACACUUACGACGAUCGAUCCUAGUCAUGGCUCUUGCAUAUACACAGGAAGCUCCAAUUCAAGUGGUGGAGGUGGAGUUUCUCCUCCGGCAUUGGGGCCUUCAGGUCAGCUUCCUGGUGCAAGUUCAAAGCUGCAGGUCUCUUCAUAUCAGCUCUUGAUUUGGGUAAUCUUUUCUUGGGCAUUGAUGGUUUCUUUGACAUGAGAGGUGAAAUUUUCAGAUUGCUAAUUUAUUGAGCACAUAUGGUUCUUUGUUCUUCAGUUCUUGGUGCUCUUGUUUAUUGUUCUUUGUUCUUUGUAAUCUGUUCUUCUGAUGUGUUAGUAACUGGGUUUAGUCUUUGAUUAAUUCAUAUUAUUCUUCAAAUGAUUUCUUCCCAUUUUUGCCUAUGAAGAACCAAUCCAAUCCAUGCUAUCUAGUUUCUAGAAUCUCGGGGUUUGCUUUGUAUUCAACGCAACUUUACGGGGCCGUAAACGUUGUCUAUAUGUAUAUUUUUCUGUAUUCGUGACUCAACUUUGUCU
Cucurbita moschata (crookneck pumpkin) is the source of this 2065-nucleotide messenger RNA. Its product is annotated as glucan endo-1,3-beta-glucosidase 4-like. Gene Ontology annotation, cellular component: plasma membrane. The transcript has 5 exons. The record is from RefSeq and is a predicted model, not a curated record. NCBI's taxonomy places the organism in Eukaryota, Viridiplantae, Streptophyta, Magnoliopsida, Cucurbitales, Cucurbitaceae. Gene Ontology annotation, biological process: carbohydrate metabolic process. The coding region runs from base 264 to 1751 and encodes 495 amino acids. Gene Ontology annotation, molecular function: hydrolase activity, hydrolyzing O-glycosyl compounds.